AUGAAUGCUAUUUUCAUUGUACUCAUUCCUAAAGUCGAGGGUGCGGAAGAACUAAAAGAUUUUAGACCUAUUAGCUUGAUCAAUAGCUCAUUUAAGAUUCUCGCCAAAGUGCUCGCUUUGAGAUUGAGAGAGGUUCUCAGCUCGGUGAUCUCGCCAACUCAUGGAGCUUUUGCUAAAGAGCGUCAAAUUCUCGAUGGAGCAUUCGUUGCCCAAGAGGCUAUCCACUCUCGGCAUCGUGCCAAGCUACCUGGUUUAAUCAUUAAACUUGAUUGGGAGAAAGCCUAUGACCAUGUUGAUUGGUCCAUCCUUGACGAGAAUCUCCCUCGCGUGGCCUUCGGUAGUCAAUGGAGAGCUUGGAUCAAAGGUUGCAUUUCAGGCCCAAACUUCUCCAUUCUUAUCAACGGCUCUCCCAAAGACUUCUUCCCAUCCUCUAGGAGACUCCGCCAAGGACAUCCGGAUCUCUUUCCCCCUUUUUGUUUGCAAUUGUGGCUGAAAUCUUCAGUAGGUCUAUCUCUCGUGUUUACCAGGACGGCUUGCUCACAGGAUUCAAAAUCAGCCAUUCAAGACCGCUGA
Molecule: messenger RNA, 573 nt
Organism: Amborella trichopoda
Lineage: Eukaryota; Viridiplantae; Streptophyta; Magnoliopsida; Amborellales; Amborellaceae
Source: RefSeq, a predicted model, not a curated record